Molecule: messenger RNA, 4006 nt
Organism: Tilletiopsis washingtonensis
Lineage: Eukaryota; Fungi; Basidiomycota; Exobasidiomycetes; Entylomatales
Exons: 8
Coding region: 99-3878 (1259 amino acids)
Biological process (GO): histone catabolic process
Cellular component (GO): Lid2 complex
Molecular function (GO): sequence-specific DNA binding; chromatin binding; ubiquitin-protein transferase activity
Source: RefSeq, a predicted model, not a curated record
ACCCUCGAGCCGCUCUGGCGCGUCGAUUUGCUCCGAGCGGCCGCGACUCAGCCGUCCUUACGUCCACAUCCUCCUCGACGCUCUCGGCCUGACGCUGCAUGCCUGCCGCAAGCUCACGCAACACACACGCAUCGGGCUCGUCGUCACGCGCCGCAGCGACCAUGGCGCCCGCAAACGGCACGACGACGGCGACGGCGUACAAGACCGGCCAGCCCGUCACGCGCGUCGCCAUCCGCAACAACGUCGUCCUCAACAUCAAUGACCACAUCUACAUCACCGCACCCUGGGCUCCAGGCGCCGGCGAGCCGUUCUUGGUUGCGCGGGUCAUGGAGUUCGUCACGGCCCAGUCGUCCCGCACCGGCGCUGCGGCCCUGGCGUCGUCGUCGGGCACGCUGCAGGUGCGCGCCAACCUCUACCUGCGCAUGCGCGACAUCUCGCACCGGGCCUCCAACGACCCGCGCCAGCUCGUGGCGACGAUGCACUCGGACCUCUUCGCCCUCGAGAAUGUGCGCGGCCUGUGCGAGGUGCGCCACCGCGAGCUCAUCGGCGAUGCGCCCGAGGUGAGCGCGUGGAAGAAGCGCGAGGACCACUUCUUCUACAGCACGCUCUACGACCGCUACAUCCACCGCUCGUACGACGUCAUCCCCACGGACAAGAUCAGGAAUGCGCCGCCCGAGGUGCUCGCCGUGCUGCGCCAGAGCUACUCGUUCAUCGUCGCCGAGGUCGGCAUGACGGCCGACCUGUGCGACGCGCUGCGCGGCUGUGCCGUCUGCCACCGCUGGGCCUCGACGCCUGAGAGCGUGCGCUGCGACACCUGCAAGAAGUUCUUCCACAUGCGCUGCCUCACGCCGCCGCUCGCAAGCAAGCCGGCAAAGGGCUACAGCUGGACAUGUGCGCCGUGCUCGCGGCGGCACGAGCAGGCCGUCGAGCAAUCAACCACCGGCGCCGGAGGCUCGCUGGGCCUGACCGUGCCCAGCUCCUCCAGCUCGAGCUCUAGCGCGUCCGGCUCGAUCGAGAUCGCUCGGCUGCCGGGCACGCAAGGCGCGAUCCGCGGCGGCACGAUCUCGCGCGGCCGCGGCCGUGGACGAGGCCGAGGUGGUGCAGCCGCUGGCAACCGGCAAGCACUGCUUGCUCAAAGCGACGGCAACGGCACGGACUUGUCGCCCGACGGCUCGCCGGCGCCCGAGAAGACGCUCGCAGAUAUCCGCGGCACGCGCUGCUCGGGCGGCUUCCCGUACCGCUACUUCGGCCAGCAUACCGAGGCUACUGACGUGCUCGACCCGCACGACUCGAUCUACCCGCGAGCGACGACACGAUUAGGGCCCAAGUUUCAAGCCGCCCUGCCGUCGUGGGAGGAGCAGCAGGCGCUCGGACUUGGCAAGCAUCCCGAGCGACGAGGCGACCGGGAAGAGGCUGAAGCAGCCGCAGCAGUCGCGGCGCUGCCGAUGCCCGACGAGCUGCCGAAGAAGAACAAGGGUGGCCGGCCACCAAAGCGGAAACGCGAGGUCCCGGCUGUCUCUGUCGCAGCCGCCGUCGGCGUGCCUCCUGUCGCGUCGUCGACCUCUGGCGUGACCACGGCGGUGGGCACGCCCACGGCCACCACGCCGGGCGCCACCGGCGAGGCGUCAGAUACGCCGCAAGCGACGCCGUCGCUGGACACUGUCCCAUUGCCUGGCGACGGCCCUCUGCGGGAGUUUGAGCGAGGCACGGAUGAGAGCAUCGAUGUGAUCUGGGCGCCGCCGCUCGGCAACGAGAAGCUCGUCGACGCCUACCUUGUCACAGCGCGCAACGUCUUCUCCCAGAUUCCGCCGUUCAACGUCGACCUGAUCGACCGGGCCCUCUCGAUACUCGCCGAGUUCGGUGGCAAAGCCGCGCCAGCGCUCAAGAAGCUCUCGGAGAGCACCCCGGGCGAGCUACGGCAGGUGCACUGGACGCAGAAGGAGAUGCGCCAGUUCGACUCGGGCAUCAAGGACUUCAACGCCGAGAUGAAGCAGAUGAAGCGCGCCGUGCCGACGAAGCGCGUCGCCGACAUCGUGCGCUUCUUCUACCAGUGGAAGUGCCAACGGCUUCGCGAGACGCUCGAGAAGGAGGCGGCCGAGCUGGCGGAGCAGGAGCGCAAGACCGGCACCAAGGCCCGCGCCACGAGCGGCACGCAGGCACCCAUGCCACGGGCGCCGCUGGCAUCGUCGCGCGCCGUCUCGCCGUCGCUGUCGCUGUUCGGCGACGCGGCGAUUCCGAACCCGAGCUGCGUCAUGUGCACCACGACGUCUUCGCCGGUGUGGUACAAGGGCCCGUACAGCUGGCAGAACCGCUACCUCUGCAUUAACUGCGGCCUAUACUGGCGCAAGUACGCCGCCGAGAGCUCGCACACGCAGGACCUCGUCGCCGUCACGACGCGCCACAAGGCGGCCAACGACAGCGUGCUCGGCGUGCAGCCGCCCGUAGGCAAGCCGUCGAAGAUGCAGAAGAUCGAGGCCGCCAAGGUUGCCACGCCGCCGCCGCUGCCGCCGCCGCCGCCGAAGCGCGAGGCGAUCAAGUGCGUCAUCUGCCGCCGCAUCGAGCCCAAGAAGAAGCUGGCGCAGUGCAUCCAGUGCACGCUCAGCGUGCACCAGGGCUGCUUCGGCCUGACGGACCAGGAGCUGGCGAUGGACGCGUGGCGCUGCAGCGCGUGCGACAACGAGAAGAGUCUCGACGCUGCGCUCGUCCCGCACUGCGUCCUCUGCCCGCCGCCAGCGCCGCCGGCGGCCGCGCCUCUGGAGCGCGUGGCGCAAGAGAAGGGUCCCGGCAGGGGCAAGGGCAAGGCCGUCGCCGAGGUUGCGCCUGCGCCGCCGCUCGACACGCUCGACGCCGUCAAGCCGACGGAGUGCAACAACUGGACGCACAUCGUCUGCGCCGCCUUCCUGCCCGAGAUCGUCUUUACCGACCCCGAACGCAUGCGGCUCGUCGAGGGCGUCGGCAACCUGCCCUUCUGGCGCUACGAGUCGGCGUGCUACAUCUGCAACCAGCGCAUCGGCGCGUGCGUGGCGUGCGCCGAGACGACGUGCCGGCGCACGAUGCACGUCUCGUGCGCCUGGACCGCGCAGCCGGCGACGCACAUGGGCUUCGACCUGACGCCGGUGAAGAGCACGCGGCGCGACGUCGUGCCGACGGCCAACUUCAAGGGCGAGGCGGGCCACAUCAGCCCGCUCGUGUGGUGCAAGGACCACAAGCAGCAGGGCAAGAACAAGCGGCUGUACGAGCUGGGCGAGGUGGACCCGAACACCGGGCUUACGCUGCUGCAGACGCUUGCUCGCACGCACAAGCACGUGGCCUCGCCAGGCGUUGCUUCGCAGGUGGCAGCCACGGCAGAGCAGUCGUACGCCCUCCUGCGCCGCGCCCGCCGCUACGACAUGCUCGUGGCGCAGGCGACGACCGGCAGCCACGCGGGGCCAGCACCCGUCAGCCUCGUCGGGCCGGACUCGAGCGCGCCGCCGCAGGCCGCCGUGUACGGCUACUCGCCGAGCCCGGCGGUGGGAGCAGCCUCGACACGGGCACCCUCCGCUCGGCAUCAGCAGGCGUCGGUGCGCAUGUCGCGCGCGCCCGACUCGUCGCCGCUCUUUGUGCCCGACAAGGCGGCCACGAAUGGCCGGCACCACUCGAUGAACGGCCGGCCGCGCAAGACGUGCAGCGAGUGCCACGCGGCGCACUCGCCCUUCUGGUGGCCGCGCCCGAAGCGAGCGGAGAACGGCGGCGACACCGAGAUGCACGACCGUGCGGCGGGCAAGCCCGUCGUGUGCAACCGCUGCGCGCACCAGCUGGGCGUCGUGCACAAUCCCGCCGACGAUGCUGCGCCGGCGAAGGAGGCGCCGGCUGCCGCGACGGCCGUGUCUGCGCGGUGAUGGCCGCGCAGAAAACAUGCUCUGGGGUGGCGAGCAAUCCAUUAUUAUUCUCCAGCAUCAGCCCCGGCCGUGAGAUCCGCACGAUCUUUGCACGCCGGCGCUGCGAGGGGAUCAGGUGUGGCCGACUG